This is a messenger RNA of Daldinia loculata, 1102 nucleotides long. RefSeq names its product cytochrome b5. The transcript is spliced from 2 exons. Bases 337 to 849 code for a protein of 170 amino acids. NCBI's taxonomy places the organism in Eukaryota, Fungi, Ascomycota, Sordariomycetes, Xylariales, Hypoxylaceae. Gene Ontology annotation, cellular component: membrane; endomembrane system. The record is from RefSeq and is a predicted model, not a curated record.
UAAACAUCGAGAAUAGAAUUAAUAUAGUGAAAUGGUUUAAAUAUUGCUUGGUUAGACUAACGCUAUGAUCCGAAAGUUUAAGCAGGCUUCGGAUGAUACCUGGAAGCCGAGCUCAAGCCAUGUGCGGAAUACCCGGACUCGGAUUGAUAUGCAGUCCCCACCUUUGCCGAACUGCCCGCGAUUUAACUCUUGCUUACCUCUACUAAACUAGAAGUCUAUCCUUCAACAUCACUCUUAUAACUCCGUCAGAGGCCAUACAUAUAUGUACACCAUACUUUGAGUAUCCACGAUAUUGCCUUCUUAUUGCGUAGCUGGUAUUCGUCAAUUUAAAAACCAAUGGACUUCGUCAACCAUCGCGUGGCCCAAGAGGCCGCUAAAGACCCCUCUGAGAUCUACACCGGUCUCGUCACGCCUCUCAAUGUCAUACUCCUCCUCAUCACCCUAUACACGACGUACCUACUCUACAAACCCUCCCCUCCAGUAUCGUUUCCGCGCGAGCCGCCUGCCAUCGUCUUCCGGACCUUCACCCCACGCACCCUGCUACACUUCAACGGAGAAGACGGCAAGCCGGUGUACCUAGCGGUUCGCGGCCGCGUCUUCGACGUCACGAGCGGUCGUAACUUCUACGGUCCCGGCGGCCCCUACGAGAACUUUGCCGGUCGCGAUGCUUCGCGCGGCCUUGCUUUCCAUAGCUUCGACGAGGAGAUGCUAACUAAGGAUCUCGAUGGACCUCUAGAUAAACUCGAGGGUCUUGGACCUGAGGAGUGGGAGAGCUUGCAGGGCUGGGAGGAGAGAUUCAACAGCAAGUACAUGAUUGUGGGGAAGCUGGUUGCUGCCGCUGAUGCGUAAAAUGGUCUCGACGAACCUGCGGAGCCUACGGAGGCUAUAUUAGCUAGGAUGGAUUAUGGUAAUGUUCUUGAGCGCUCGGUCUUUUAUGCACGGCUAGUAUUGGCUUUCACUACUAUUUACAGACGGAAAAUGAAGGUUUUUUAUCUAUGAAGAUGCUCAAUCAAGUUCAAGCUCGUGCUGAUAUUAAGUUGCUUUAAUUGUUUGCAUGCCUAGAAAGCUUCAUUGCCUAAUGUGUAUUAUGACAGAUCAUAAC